This is a messenger RNA of Suillus bovinus, 894 nucleotides long. RefSeq lists its product as uncharacterized. Bases 1 to 894 code for a protein of 297 amino acids. Lineage: Eukaryota; Fungi; Basidiomycota; Agaricomycetes; Boletales; Suillaceae. The record is from RefSeq and is a predicted model, not a curated record. The transcript is spliced from 2 exons.
AUGGUGGCCAAAUUUUUUUUGGGAGAGGCGAAUCGCACUAGCGAGCCAAAAAUCCUGGACAAGGUCAAGGAGAUCGCCAAGGUGCACGACACCGUAAAAGACCAUAUUCCUGAACUGCUCUGGCACCACACAUUUACGAAUCCCACAUCCGCUAUCCGAGAAGCACUCGGCGUUCCAGAACCCACCACGGGUAGUCGCGUGCUCUAUAUACUUGUAUUCCGCAAGCUCCACCCCAUCACGAAGCUUCACGGCAAAGAUCUUUUUGACGUGUGGUAUCAAUGCAUCCAAUGCCACGUUACUUUGUGGAAGGAAGGGGUAUUUUAUCGAGAUGUCAGCCCUGGCAACCUGAUGUGGUAUAGGAGCCUUGGCAGACUGAUAGGCGUCUUGAACGACUACGAUCUAUCCUCGUUGGCAGAUGACCAGGAUCCUCGGGGCAAUGAGCGCACAGGCACGAUACCAUUUACGGCGCUCGAGCUUCUCUCCGCACAGGGUCAACGAGGAGAAGUCAAACACCUAUAUCGUCAUGAUAUAGAGUCGUUCAUGUGGUGCUUAGCCUGGAUUUCUUUGCGUUACGAGAACGGAGCCCUUCUGCCAGUGAAAUCGCGUCAUUUGGACGAUUGGGCCACUUCUGACGCAGUGACCUGUGGCAUGCUCAAGUUAUACUUUUUGAACAACCUCAAAGAAUACCGAUCUCCUCACAUAGAGUCACCUACGUGGAAGUUCCUUGUGGAGUCUUUUGUGGUGCUUAAAAAGGAAGCCGACGCUCGAUACUAUCCUGGCCUUCAGUUUCUCUCAGAUGGAGACGAGCAGCCCAACCCCGAGGAAUCCGAAUCAGAUAUUGAUAAUUUUAUACAGUCAUUCAAAAAUACCAAGAGCUGGGCUGCGCUCAGCUAG